Messenger RNA from Talaromyces rugulosus, 1233 nucleotides. RefSeq lists its product as uncharacterized. The transcript is spliced from 3 exons. The record is from RefSeq and is a predicted model, not a curated record. The coding region runs from base 1 to 1233 and encodes 410 amino acids. NCBI's taxonomy places the organism in Eukaryota, Fungi, Ascomycota, Eurotiomycetes, Eurotiales, Trichocomaceae. Gene Ontology annotation, molecular function: nucleotide binding.
AUGAUAUCAACAUUGUACCGUAUCAUUACAGCCUUCGGUCCCCCCACGGUCGAGAAGGAUAAUGGCAGUGCUCUGAAAUUCGGUAUCUUGGGAGCUGCGCAAAUUGCACCAAUGACCCUGAUCACGCCAGCAAAAUCGCAUCCGGAAGUCAUCGUACAAGCUGUCGCGGCUAGAGAUCGCAGUCGAGCUGAAGCGUUUGCUAAAAAGCAUGGGGUUCCCGAAGUCAAGGAUUCAUACCAGGACAUCCUCGAUGACCCUAAUAUCGACGCCGUCCUAAUCCCACUUGCCAACAGUUUCCAUUUAGAAUGGUCUAUUCGCGCUAUCCGUGCUGGCAAACACGUGUUGCUCGAAAAACCAUCUGUCAACACAGCAGCCGAGGCCGAGAUUCUUUUCAACAUGCCAGAGCUAUCUCAACCGAAUGCGCCCAUCAUACUAGAAGCUUUUCAUAACCGCUUCCAUCCUGCUGUCCAGCUAUUUCUCUCCUUCAUCAGUCCCCGCGAUGUCGAACACGUGUACACUGAUUGCAUGGUCCCGUGGUGGAUGGUUGAUAAUAACAACAUUGGGUACCAGUACGAGCUUGGCGGAGGCUCUAUGAUGCACCUGGGGACAUACACAUUCGCUAUAUUGCGCAUGAUCUUCAACGACGAGCCAGAAGAGUGUUUAACAUGCAAAGUUGGCACUCUCGAAGAUGGUGUCCAUGAUAAAUGCGACGCUGAUUCAACUACCACAUUUCGGUUUCCCAACGGUGGGAUGGCCGAGGCCAAGAGUACCUUUAGGGGACCGAUAUUAUGGAAGCCUUCGGAAGCCCGUGUGACGCAUCGAGAGGUUUUUGUUGAGGAUAAAUCCUUGCCCGCUACUCAAGAGAAGGUGCGUGUGCGAAAGGUGACGAUACACGGCUUUUUGAAUGCUUUCAUCUGGCAUCGUAUUGACGUCGAAGACUCGUACAUUGUUCGCAACAAGGAAAAUCCACAACAAAUACUGAAGAAAUGGGUUGAGUCCAAAUCACAUAAAGCGUAUUCCUACAAGGAAGCAGGUGGAAAAUGGGCGAAUCUGCCCGGAGAGGACUGGUGGAUGUCCUAUCGCUGGCAACUGGAGGAGUUUGUGAACCGGAUAAAAGGUCGUCAGGCAGCUUUUUGGAUUAGUGGUCAAGAUUCGAUUAACCAGAUGAAAAUGGUGGAUAUGGCGUAUGAGAAGAGCGGAUUGGGCUUGCGGAAAACCGGUUCUUUUCGAUAG